Lingula anatina is the source of this 684-nucleotide messenger RNA. RefSeq lists its product as uncharacterized. The record is from RefSeq and is a predicted model, not a curated record. Lineage: Eukaryota; Metazoa; Brachiopoda; Lingulata; Lingulida; Lingulidae.
UCCUUUUCAGCGGGUUCUGUACACAUAGACUUUCAGAAACCCUCCCAGGAGCCCCCGAGCAGUUCAGCAUAAUUGGUAAAUUUGACUAUUAUAAGUCUGGCAGUACUAGGACCAUGAUCCAGAAGGUUUUGAUAAAUGUGCGCAAUAUGACCGUUGAGGUGACUACAGAUGGAAUAGUGAAGAUUAACAAUGUGAUCGUCACUGCAACAACCACUCCACAAAACGUAGGCAAUGGAGUGAUGUUGUUUCUUGACCCAUCUGGCUUUCCAAGGACUGUUGUAGAUGUGCCUGGCGUUGUGAAAGUUGAACUGACCACUCCUGUUGGGGGAUUAAGACGUAAAGGACAUAGAGCCAUCAUAACUGUUGCAGAUGCAUAUGCUGGACUACUAAAUGCGUUGUGUGGAAAUUUCAACGGUGACCCUGCUGACGAUAUUAACCCCUGUUCUGGAGGCCCUCCUGCAGAUUGCUUUGUUAAUGACGGCAGUUGCACCACGACUGAAACAUACCCAUAAAAGAAAAUUAAGAACAAUGGAGGUUUACAGCCAAGAACUUAGAAAAUCUACCGGACUGUUUAAGUUGGGUUUAAUUUUAUAAUUUUAAUUUAUUGGAAAUACUUCAAACAAGUGGGAUUAUUAGAAUACUUGGUGCAUAAACUAUGCAUUUUACUUGUAUAGUUUACAGAUA